Messenger RNA from Hemibagrus wyckioides, 5111 nucleotides. RefSeq names its product structural maintenance of chromosomes 5 (gene smc5). Gene Ontology annotation, molecular function: ATP binding; ATP hydrolysis activity. The transcript has 24 exons. The coding region runs from base 73 to 3309 and encodes 1078 amino acids. Gene Ontology annotation, biological process: double-strand break repair via homologous recombination. NCBI's taxonomy places the organism in Eukaryota, Metazoa, Chordata, Actinopteri, Siluriformes, Bagridae. The record is from RefSeq and is a predicted model, not a curated record. Gene Ontology annotation, cellular component: Smc5-Smc6 complex.
CGUGUCUGCAACACCGGCGGGAAACGAAAGCAGUAAACACAGCGCGAGACAGAGUCACACUCAGGCGAAGUCAUGGCGUUACACGGGAAAAGAAAACGAAUAAGUCACAUUUUAACCAACUCACAGACCUCGAACAGUCAGUCCACUGUACCCGGCGCUACACACACUGAGCUGGGAGAUGACCGGGGACAGCGCUUCGUGGAAGGAUCGAUUGUCCGCGUUACUAUGCAAAACUUCCUGACGUACGAUUAUUCAGAAGUCUUUCCUGGUCCAAACCUGAACAUGAUCGUGGGAGCAAACGGAACCGGCAAGUCCAGUAUCGUCUGUGCGAUCUGUCUGGGGCUGGCGGGGAAAACAGCCGUGCUGGGACGAGGGGAUAAGGUGGGACUGUAUGUGAAGAGAGGAUGCACUAAAGGCUCAGUAGAAGUGGAGCUGUACAGAGCUGCUGGAAACCUGGUAAUUAACCGUGAGAUAACGGUGGAGAAUAAUCAGAGUGCGUGGAUGAUUAACGGCAAACACGCGAGUCAGAAGGCGGUAGAGGAGGCAGUGAAGGAGCUCCAGAUUCAGGUUGGGAAUCUGUGUCAGUUCCUGCCCCAGGAGAAGGUGGGUGAGUUUGCUAAGAUGAGUAAGAUUGAGCUCCUGGAGGCGACAGAGAAAUCUGUCGGUCCACCAGAAAUGUACAGCUUCCACUGUGAUCUGAAGAACUGUCGCAGUAAAGAAAGGGAUUUGGAGAAUUUGUGUAAGGAAAAGGCCAACUUCCUGGAGAAAGCCCGACAGAGGAACGAGCGCAACAAAGGGGACGUGGAGCGCUACCACAUGAGGAGGAGACAUCUUGACAGGAUCCAGAUGCUGGAGAAGAAGAGGCCCUGGGUGGAGUAUGAGACGACUCGUAAGGAACUGGAAGAAGUAAAGAAACAGAGAGAGGACAUGAAGAGGAAAGUGAAGUCGCUGAAGGAAGCACAGACGCCCUUGCUGAGAAAAAUCCAGUCGAUUGAGAGCCAGCUGCAGCCCAUUGAGAACCAGAUGAAGGAGAAGAAUGUCAAAAUCAAAGAGUCAUCACAGAAAUGUAAACAUAAACAGGACCAACUGGACUGGAAAUAUAAAGAGAUCGAUGACGUUAAGCAGCGCCUGAGUCUAAAGCGGACAGAGGAGGCAGAUCGACAGAAACGAAUCGGGAUCAUGCAAAAUCUGAUUCAGGGAUUGCAGAAGGAGCUGGACAACGUGGGCAGCCAGGACGAUGUCACGCCCAAGAUCGAGGUGGUUAACUCCGAGCUCAGGAGCAUCCAAGCAGAGAAAUCCAGGUUGGACGGAGAACGUCAGGAUCUGAGGCGGGAUAAAGACGAAGCCACGGGCGAGCUGAGACGUCUGCAGAAUCGUCUGCGCAGUUUGGAGGACAUGAUAAAGAGGAAGGAGGAGAUGCUGCGUAGCCGUUUCCGUGACACCCACACGGCUCUUCUGUGGCUGAGGAACAACCGGCAUCUCUUUGAGGGAAAUGUGUACGAGCCUAUGAUGCUUGUGAUCAAUGUCCGGGACCCACAGCAUGCAAAAUACGUGGAGAGCCACGUUCCUUUAAAUGACCUGAAAGCCUUUGUGUUCCAGAAGCAGCAGGAUAUGGAGAAGUUCAUGGUAGAGAUACGAGACAGACAGAGACUCCGAGUGAACAGUGUUAUUGCUCCUGCAGAAUCGUGUGCUAAUCGACCACCGUCACGACCCAUUGACUCCCUUAAGCGUUUUGGGUUCUUUUCCUACCUACGAGAGCUGUUUGAUGCCCCAGACGAGGUGAUGAGUUACCUAUGUCAUCAGUACAGAAUUAAUGACGUACCUGUGGGAACGGAGAGGACGAAGAACAUGAUUGAGACGGUGAUAAAGGAAUCUCAGCUGAGGACGAUCUACACUGCAGAGGAGAGGUACACGGUGAAGAAGUCCACUUAUUCCAACAAGACCAUUUCCAGUAACUCCGCCCUACGGCCAUCCCAGUUCCUCAGCAUGACCAUUGAUGCAGAUGAGAGACGAAAGCUAGAAGAUCAGCUCAGUGCAGCUCAGCAGCAGGUCCACAGCGCUGACGCCCGCAUGAAUGCUAAUCAGGAGCAGCAGGUCCGACUGGAUCGCCGUGACAAUGAACUCCGGGCUGAGAAGAAGCAUCUAUCAGAGCUAAAGGGCAAAAAGAGACAACUGGAACAGAAGAUCAGCACCAAGCAGGACAGUUUGAAGCAGAUGCAGCAGGGAGGAAUCGAUCUUCAGAAAGCGGAGGAGGAAGCAAACACCAGGAUUGCUCAUGUAAACGAGCAGAAGGUGACCAUAGUGGAGGAAUUUCUGCAUGCCAUGAAGCACAGAGCCAGGCUGAGCAUGGAGAAGGUGUACUUGGCACUGGAGACAGCAGGGCUCAGUGCCGAGAAGACCAAACUGGAGUCCGACUGCAGGGAGGGGUCAGCUGAGCUCAGGAGAGCAGAGCAAGCGUUUACUGAGCUGGACCAGAGGAAGACGAGUCUGUUGGAAACGUGUAAGAGACUGAUGAGGAGAGCCAGCGAGAUCUGUAACAUGAAUCCAGGAGAGACUGUAGUACCAGAGAUACUGCACACGGCAUUCAGUGAGCUGCCCAACACUCUGGAUGAGAUUGACGCCAUGUUGGAUGAAGAGAAGGCCAGAGCAGAAGGGUUCGCUGACCUCAGUGAAAGAGUGGUGGAGGAAUAUAACCAGAGAGAGAGGGAGAUAAAGGAGAUGGAGAAGGAGCUGGAGGAGAAGACCAAAGAUCUGAACACCUACAGACAGAACAUCUCCGAGGCAAAGGAGCGCUGGCUGAUUCCCCUGAAGCUGCUGGUGGAUCAGAUUAAUGAGAAGUUCAGUGACUUUUUUCGCUCCAUGAACUGUGCUGGAGAAGUGGACCUUCACUCUGAGAAUGAGGAGGAGUAUGAUAAAUAUGGGAUCCGUAUCCGUGUGAAGUUCCGUAGCAGCACUCAGCUUCAUGAGCUCACUCCUCACCAUCAGAGCGGCGGUGAGCGCAGCGUCUCUACCAUGCUGUACCUCAUGGCCCUGCAGGAGCUCAACCGCUGCCCCUUCAGAGUGGUCGAUGAGAUCAACCAGGGGAUGGACCCGGCCAAUGAGAGGAGAGUGUUCGACAUCGUGGUGAAGACAGCGUGCAGCGGCAAAACAUCACAGUAUUUCUUCAUCACACCAAAGCUCCUUCAGAAUUUGAAGUAUGCAGAUGAGAUGACGGUGCUUUGUGUCCACAACGGCCCCCACAUGCUUCCCACUAAUAAAUGGAACGACAAGGCCUUCAUCAGAUGCGUUAAACGCCGGAGCAACCAGUAACACCAUCAUCCACGUACAUCUUACCCCACAGUGCCUUCUUCUCUGUAAAAUCCUCAUUGAGCUAUUUAUAUAUUUCAGUUGUCCACAGGGACUUUUGUACAUUUCUGUAUUUGAGGAAUUGUUAAAAAGAAUAAAGUUAAUUUUUGAAGGUAAUGGUGUGAUGUACAACACCACAGAACUAACCUCAGCACAUGGUUUAGGAUGAGAGCAGUAGGGAGGGGGUGUGGCCUUAUUAUACCCUUUGGUCUAUUAAUGUAGAUACACCAGAAUAUGUUUAGAUCUCUGUACAUAAUUUUAUUUACAUGAUACAUUUCUGUAAUGUUGGAUAACAAGAUUAGAUGCGCAAUACAUAAUAAAUAUAAGGGGUUCGCUUGGACAAACCACAGAACUGAAACAACAAACUGAAUGAAUCUUUUACAGAAAUGCCAAUGUGCACACACGCAAACUGACCAUUUCACACACUCAGGCAUCCCUUCACACAACAGUGGAAACACCGCAUGACACUCAGCACCAUGUGACUCCCUCAUCACACACACACAACGCAACAUUCAGUACAGACAGGUUAUUCAUUAAAAAAGGCCUAUGAGCAUGUAGCCAUUAAAAACCUAACACACUUUAGUUAUUUCCUAGCCAUGCAGGUCCUCCAACUAAAACUCCAACACUCAGGUGAGGUUCAGAAUACAAAGCCUUAACAUUUAAUCAGUUUAGUGGAGUACACACAAACUUUUACCAACCUGGAUAGAAGUGUCACUUGAGAACAAGGGGAAAUAAAAAAAUCACUCCAAAACAAAAAGGAAAGGAGGGGGGGGGGGAGUCUGAAGCCGGACGGUCCGAGGCACGGGCAAAUAAACCGAGCCAAUGCUGUGAAGGCUAACUCUAGCGUUUGGGAGUCAUGCCACGAGCCGGGGCAAGUGAACUCUUCAAACUACAGGGAAAGGAGAGAGAGCGUCCAUUGUUUUCUUUUUUGUGCUACAUGAGCCAGCCAUGCACUGCUGCCCUGACCGCGCUCGAGUCAGAGCCGUAACAGUCGUGUGAAGUCCCGCGGGCUACGGUGUGUCCGUCCUCCUCACCGCCACACCAGACGUACACAAUCACCACGAUUCCACGAUCACAAAGACGGUUCGCCUUUAACACAACACCUCUGUCCCCACAAUCACACACACACACACACACAGAUGUGAUCUAAACUCCACCCACUCUUACCCAUCUUUUUAACUCCAUACACAGAAGACACACCAAAAAAAAAAAAAACCCAAACCACUCCUCAUGCAUCAGCUGAAAAAACAAGAUCAAUGUCAUUAAAAAUAAAAAUAGUCCUUUAGAUCGCAGGUCAAGUGCGAGUCCUCUUUUUUUUUGUUUUUAUACGUUAUAUCUCUCCCGGAAAUGAGGGUCAAAGCCAAAGAGAAAGGCGGGUCAUCUAUAUUCUCUGGAUCUUGUCGGCCACCACCACGGGGUUCUCUUUGCGGAUCUUGGCCGCGGCCUCGGCUUUGUAGUCGUAGGGGCAGUUGUGCUUGUCUGAGUAACGGUGAAGUCCACAGAAGAGGUUUCCACAGCGACAGUCAAACCCUGAGCACAACAGCAGGAAAGUUCAGCAGCAUGUCUUUAGAACACCUAACGGCGUUAGCGAUAUGAGGAGGAGCAACUCACCUGUAAGGCCGACCUUCUUGCGGCACAUGAAGCAGCGGUUUUUCUUGGGUUUGGGGGCGUCUGGGGUUUUGGUCUCUGCGCUGACCGCCGUGUUGACCGAGCAGGAAGAGGAAGCUGUGGGCUGAGUUACAACUGAGGAAACGGAAGACAGAAAA